AUGACCAAGAUCUUCCUUACCGGCGCUACUGGCUACAUUGGCGGUGAUGUCCUCCAUACGCUGUUGAAGUCGCACCCUGAAUACAAAGUUCGGGCCUUGGUUCGCGAUGCUUCGAAGGGAGCAGCCAUAACCAAGAGCUAUAGUCAGGUGCAGCUCGUGACUGGCGGACUUGACGACACAGAUGUUAUUGCACAGGAAGCCCAGGAAGCUGAUGUCGUGCUUCAUCUCGCGGCCACUGGCCACUUGAAGAGUGUCCAGACCAUCUACGAAACUUUCUCGAAAAGGCCUGACAGUGCGAAUCCUCCAUAUUACAUCCAAAUCUCAGGCGCGAGCGCGUUGGCGGCUGGUGAGCUCGCCGACAAGUCGCGAGUCUUUGGUACAGGCAGUGAUGUCAUCUACAAUGAUCUCACUGGUAUCGACUCAAUCAAGUCGCUCAUCAAGCAAUACCCAAGCCGCGCAGUGGACAACUAUAUCUUUUCCGUUUCGGAGCAAACCUCGAAUGUAAAGACAGCGCUUGUUGUUCCUCCCAUCAUUUACGGGCAAGGUCGUGGUCCCGGCAAUCAGCGCAGCAUACAAAUUCCCGGGCUCGCCAAAGCGACAUUGGAGCGCAAGAAGGGUCUGCAGGUUGGCUCUGGUGAAAGUCGCUGGGGGAACAUUCACGUCGCCGAUUUGAGCCGCAUCUUUCUCCGCUUGGUUGAGAAAGCGGUUGAGGGCAAUCAAGAUGAGAACAUUUGGGGAGCAAAUGGACUCUUUUUCACGGGUGCUGGAGAAUUGGUGGGUUUUGCAUCCCUAACUGAGCAAAACUUGGUGCUAACAGAUUGGCUACAGUCAUUUGCCGAGAUUUCACGUCGCAUCGCUGUCGCUGCAAAUGACUUUAAUCUCAUUCCGACGACAGAAGUUGACAAUCUCGAUGCAAAGGAGAUAGACAGCAUCAUUCCCCACGGUUCUGUCCUGUUGGGAACAAACGCGCGCGCCGGAGCUGAUCGGGCUCGAAAGAUCCUCGCCUGGGAGCCAGAACAUGAAAGCUUGGAAGAGUAUAUCCCAACCACAGUAAUUCAAGAGGCCGAGGCACUUGGCAUUAAGGGUAAGAAUCCCAAAUCCAAGCUUUGA
This is a messenger RNA of Fusarium fujikuroi IMI 58289, 1110 nucleotides long. RefSeq names its product related to nucleoside-diphosphate-sugar epimerase. The transcript has 3 exons. Bases 1 to 1110 code for a protein of 369 amino acids. The record is from RefSeq and is a predicted model, not a curated record. Lineage: Eukaryota; Fungi; Ascomycota; Sordariomycetes; Hypocreales; Nectriaceae.